Thunnus maccoyii (southern bluefin tuna) is the source of this 2510-nucleotide messenger RNA. It is a transcript of the gene chst10, whose product is annotated as carbohydrate sulfotransferase 10. The record is from RefSeq and is a predicted model, not a curated record. Lineage: Eukaryota; Metazoa; Chordata; Actinopteri; Scombriformes; Scombridae. The transcript has 6 exons. Gene Ontology annotation, cellular component: membrane. Gene Ontology annotation, biological process: proteoglycan biosynthetic process; carbohydrate biosynthetic process. Gene Ontology annotation, molecular function: sulfotransferase activity. The coding region runs from base 186 to 1286 and encodes 366 amino acids.
CUUGUCUAGCAGCAGCGUAGACUGACUGUGCAGCAGACAGUCGGAUGUUGUGAAGAACAGGGACGCAGCAGUUUACAAGCUAUGGCAUCUCCCAACAUUUUCUCCAGAGUUUUCGCUGCUGUGAAGUAGCUGUAACCAAAACAAGAAGGUGGGAGCGUGCACACAGUUUCCAUGGCCGUGGGCUGAUGUGCGAAGCGAUGCGGCACCACUGGCUGCUCCUCGGGGCUUGCGGCUGGGUGCUACUCAUCCUCAUGUUUGUCAGCAAGUUCAUCAACUUCAGAGCUGUAGAUGACUAUGGAGAGAGGGUUGCUGGUCAGAGUUGGACAGUGUCAGGAACCAAAGUGGUUAAGCUUAUUCCUGUGUCCAGCCCAGAAAAACCAGCUCCAAAGCCGUCAGAUCAGCCCUCUGUUCCACCUACAGCGGUAGACUGGCAGUCAGUUGCUGACAAACGAAUCGAGCUGCUUUCAACUGUAUGUAAGAACAGCAGCCUCAGGAAUUUGACUCACGUCUCCAUCAGCAAGUUUGUCCUGGACCGCAUCUUUGUCUGCGACAAACACAAGAUCUUGUUCUGCCAGACGCCUAAAGUGGGCAACACGCAGUGGAAGAAGGUCCUCAUUGUGCUCAAUGGAGCAUUCCCCACUGUGGAGGAGAUCCCAGAAAACCUUGUUCAUGACCAUGAGAAGAACGGCCUGCCCCGCCUCUCAUCACUCACUCCACAGGAAAUUACUCACAGAUUAAACACUUACUUUAAGUUUUUCAUCGUGAGAGAUCCGUUUGAGCGGCUGAUUUCUGCGUUCAAGGACAAGUUUGUAAAGAACCCACGUUUUGAACCUUGGUACAAGCAUGACAUUGCUCCGGUCAUCAUCCGUAAAUACCGCAAAAGCCAUCGUGACAGCGACCUCGCCGCCUCUGGCCUGCACUUUGAGGACUUUGUCCGUUACUUGGGUGAUGUGGAAGGCCGCAGGCGCAUGGACCGGCAGUUCGGUGAGCACAUCAUCCACUGGGUGACUUACGCAGAGUUGUGUGCGCCGUGUGAGAUCCACUACAGUGUGGUAGGCCACCACGAGACGCUGGAGCAAGAUGCCCCCCACAUCCUCAAAGCGGCGGGCAUCGACCAGCUGGUGUCCUACCCAGCCAUUCCUCCAGGUAUCACGCGCUACAACAAGACCAAGGUGGAGCAUUACUUCUCAGACAUCAGCAAGCGAGACAUCAGGCGUCUCUACGCACGUUACCAGGGCGACUUUCAACUGUUUGGUUACCCGAGCCCAGAGUUUCUACUGAACUAAAAUGAUUAACCCUAACUACAAGACAUGUUUUCAUAUCAAAUUCUCUCGACAUCUUGAGACAAAGGUGUAUCGUAGCUGACCGUGUGCCACAGAACUGGUUGGUACUCAGUAGAUGACACACUGUAACGUCUUUUCUUCUUAUUUUAGCCAUUUGUGCAGGAAUAACUGGUUGUUGCUAUGUCGGCUGUAUUUGCAAUGACUGAAAACGCGAUGCGUAUUUAACAUUUUUAUGGAGAGUGGAUUUUUAACUGAUACUGACAAAAUAUAGAGAAGGGAGAAAGGAAGUGAACACCGGCAGCUGCAUAUACCUCAGUAGCCAACACUUAACGAUUAACAGAGUCAAACAGUGAGAUUGAGCUGCAUAAUUUAUCGAUUUGCUGAUGAAGGUGCAGAAGAAGGUCAAUAUAAAGAUCAAACACAGGUACAGGUCAAAUGGAAACACACUUUUCUUCCUUAUAUUUAAUGUUUAUGACUGAAUGAUCCUUAAAGGUCAGAUAGGUAGGGAUACAGGCCCGUUACCCUGUAAUGUAGCUGUUACAUUGCACUGUGUGGAUCACCAAGCUAUGGACGAUGCCAUGCGUUACAACAUGUUGUGUCUUCUAGACGUAGGUGAAGAUAAUGUGUAUCAGGGAUGCUAACUUUUUUUGGACAAGGAGGGUGAAAGGCAAGAAUUGAUACCGCCUCAUUGAUGUUUUUAUAACAUACAAAUCAAUUUUUACCUUUUUUUUUUUUUUUUAACAAUCAGUAUUUCUUUAAUGAAAGGCAUAUUGAUGUCUUGUAAGAAUGUCGUUAAAUAGCAUCAAAAUGGUCAAAAAAUUGAACCAAGACCUUGAUGAGUAUUGCACAGAGGGUCAGUUUUACCCAGAGGCCCAGCUUUGUCCAGCCCUGAUCCAUAAGAACAGGUAUCAACUGCUUUUGACUUCAUUCACUCAGCUGUUAAUGGCAACGGGACAUUGAAGAAAACAGGAUUUUAAAGGAUUAUUUUAUAUCCUCGGUCAGAAAUGUAUUGUGUAAUGUAUGUAUGUAUGUUCUUAACAUGACUUGCAACUCCAACAUUUGUAUUACGUGUUGCUAUUUAUAAUGUUAUUAACCUGCUGACUAGUGGCACAAACAGUGUUUCAACUGUAAGACAGUACUGCCUCCAUGCAACCUCCUGGUGACCUUUUUGGACAGGUGGUUGUGAUACAAGAACACAAGUUAGUAAUAAAGUUCCAUGUAAAAUAA